Molecule: messenger RNA, 3628 nt
Organism: Nycticebus coucang (slow loris)
Lineage: Eukaryota; Metazoa; Chordata; Mammalia; Primates; Lorisidae
Gene: SLF1
Product: SMC5-SMC6 complex localization factor 1
Exons: 21
Coding region: 112-3294 (1060 amino acids)
Biological process (GO): positive regulation of double-strand break repair
Molecular function (GO): protein binding
Source: RefSeq, a predicted model, not a curated record
UAUUACCCAGAGCCCGGAUUAGUGAGGCAGCGAGCGCUGCAGCGGCAGUCGUCGUCUCUGCUGCCGCCGCCGCCAUCCGACGGGAGCAGCCCGGACACUCCGGCCGGGAAGAUGGAACAUGGUACCCCAAAGCAUAUCAUCCAAAUGACAGGAUUUAAGAUGGAAGAAAAAGAAGCUCUAGGCAAAUUGCUUUUAAAACUAGAUUGCACUUUUAUUAAGAGUGAGAAAUACAAAAAUUGCACACAUCUUAUAGCCGAACGCCUGUGUAAGAGUGAAAAAUUUCUAGCGGCUUGUGCAGCAGGAAAGUGGGUACUAACUAAGGACUACAUAAUUCAUAGUGCCAAAAGUGGCAGAUGGCUUGAUGAAACAACUUAUGAAUGGGGAUAUAAAAUUGAAAAAGAUUCCCAUUAUUCACCUCAAAUGCAAUCUGCACCCAAAAGAUGGCGUGAAGAACUGAAACGCACUGGUGCUCCAGGAGCUUUCCAUAGAUGGAAAGUUGUCCUCCUUGUUAGAGCUGACAAAAGAAGUGAUUCUCUUGUAAGAGUUCUGGAGGCUGGAAAGGCAAAUGUUAUUUUACCAAAAAGUUCACCAAGUGGAAUAACUCAUGUGAUUGCCAGUAAUGCAAGAAUCAAGGCUGAAAAAGAAAAAGAUGACUUUAAGGCUCCAUUUUAUCCAAUUCAGUAUCUAGGGGACUUUCUGUUAGAGAAAGAAAUUCAGAAUGAUGAAGAUUGUCAAACAAAUUCUGUUUGGACUAAACAUAGCAGUAAAGAAAAAAACAAAGAUUUUUGGAAAGAUAAGCGUUUUCUUGAAAUGAAAGAUGCCUUAAGAGAGACCAUCUGUAAAACAAAGAAAGAAAUGCAAAAUCGUGAUGAAGAUGUUAAUGUUAGUUCUGUUUUGACUGAACAUCACAAAAAAGAAAAAUUCGAAGGCUCCAGUAAAGAUUUGAAAUUUGUUAAAAUGAGAAAUACGUUAGGAAGGCAUGUGUAUGGAAAUCAGAAGGAAACUAAGAAAAAGGAUGAAGGCAUUCAAAGGAGUUAUACUUUGAGGAAAAAACACAAAAAAGAAAAAGAAAGCAGUUGCAAGAAAGACAUUGCACAUGACAGAAUUAAACGUACCUUAAGAAAGCACAUAUAUUAUAGAGAUCAGAAAGAAAUAAAGAAUUCUGUUUUUGCUGCUUAUGCCAAAGAAUCAAAAACCAAGGAUGUGGGAACAGAUGUGGAUAUUAUUGCAAUUAAAAAUGCCUUAAGGAAGCACAUAUAUAGAGCUCAGGCUGUCAGAUACAACUACAUUAGAAUAGAUAAACAACCAGUAUACAAUGUUGAGGUGAAAAAUGCUGAAUUUCCCAGAGGUAUAUUAAAUUUAAUUGAAAGCCUCAUAGAAGGACAGUUUUUUAAAGAAGCAAUUGAGGAACUCUCUUCUUUGCAAGCACAUUAUGUCCCUCCUGUAUGCCUUCUUCAUGCUCUUCUAGAGAAUGUUCUACAGGAUAACAUAGAUACGUUUCCUGGCCGAUACUUUCAUAUAUUGUCAGCCCUUCUUCACCUGCAUCCUCCUUGGAAGUCCCCAACCAUGUCGCAAUAUUACUUAGAGUUGUUUCAGUGUCCAACUUGUAUGAAAGGAGCGUGGUCUUUAGUAGAAGUGCUUAUCAGGUCUUGCCUUUUCAAUGAAAGUUUUUGUCAUAAAAUUUCAGAAAAUAUUAUUGGCUCUAAGGCACUCCACCUGACACUGCUCAGAUUUUUUUUUAAUUUAAUUGAAAGUGAAGUACAGCACCUGAGUCACAAGUUGUAUGACUGGUCAGAUUCUCAGAAUGUAAAAAUAACAGGAAAGGCAAUUCUUCUUGAAAUCUUUUGGUCAGGGAAUGAAACCUCUGGGCUUUUGACCAAACCAGUAAAUAUGCUUUUGGAAUGGACUAUAUAUUCUCACAAAGAAAAAUGCAAGUCUAACGAUGUCUUCAAACACGAAUUGGCUUACUUACUGACUGGAAUUCUGGGAGUAGCAAUAGAUUAUUGGAUCUUCCUUGGACUUAAGAUGGGGAGAAAUGUGAUGCGACAUGUGUCUGAUGACCUGGGAAGUUAUAUUUUUCUUUCGUGUGAUGACUUUUCUUCACAGGAAUUAGAGAUUUUUAUUUGCUCCUUUUCCUCCUCCUGGCUUCAAAUGUUUGUUGCAGAGGCAGUCUUUAAAAAGUUGUGUCUACAGAGCUCCAGCAACGUUUCUUCUGAACCACUUUCUCUACAGAAGAUGGUAUAUUCCUAUUUGCCAGCUUUGGGGAAAACUGGUGUGCUUGGGGCUGGAAAGAUGCAGAUACCUAAGAAAAUAGGACAGCGGCCUUGUUUUGAAUCUCAGAGAGCCUUACUGAUGCUCAACGGUGCUAAACAGAAGCAAGUGGAAGGGCUGCCAGAGUUAACAGACCUAAACCUUACUAAAUGUUCCUCAUCAUUAAAAAAAAUGAAAAAGAAAUCAGAAGGAGAAUUAUCAUGUUCCAAGGAGAAUUGCCCCUCUUUAGUAACAAAGAUAAAUUUUCACAAGACUAAUCUAAAAGGAGAAACAGCCCUGCAUAGAGCUUGCAUAAAUAACCAAGUGGAGAAAUUGAUUCUUCUUCUGUCUUUGCCAGGAAUAGACAUCAAUGUUAAAGACAAUGCUGGCUGGACGCCUUUGCACGAAGCCUGUAACUAUGGCAACACAGUGUGUGUCCAGGAAAUUUUGCAGCGUUGUCCAGAGGUGGAUCUGCUCACUCAAGUGGACGGGGUGACUCCUUUGCAUGAUGCACUGUCAAACGGACACGUAGAAAUUGGCAAGCUGCUGCUCCAGCAUGGGGGCCCAGUGCUUUUACAACAAAGGGACUGUAACGGAGAAUUACCCUUGGAUUAUGUUCUAUCACCCCAAAUCAAGGAAGAACUCUUUGCUAUUACAAAAAUAGAAGAUACAGUGGAAAACUUUCAUACACAAACAGAGAAACAUUUUCAUCACCAGCAACUUGAAUUUGGUUCAUUUUUACUUAGUAGGAUGUUGCUAAAUUUUUGUUCAAUUUUCGAUUUAUCUUCAGAGUUCAUCUUAGCUUUCAAAGGCUUAACUCAUCUAAAUGGGCUGCUUAAGGCUUGUAAAAGUUACAAAGAAACCACCAGUGCUCACACUGACUGGUUAUUGGAUCUUUAUGCUAGAAAUAUAAAGACAUUGCAGAAGCUCCCAAAUAUUCUUAAAGAACUGCCUGAGAAUUUGAAAGUAUGUCCUGGAGUACACACUGAGGCCUUAUUGGUGACAUUGGAAAUGAUGUGUCGGUCAGUCACAGAGUUUUCAUGAUGAUGCUAAAAAGUACGGGUUGACUCCCUAAACUUGUUCAACUAACAUUGUCAUUUAUUAUGGACUUCGUAGCUUACUGACAAAUAUUUAUUUAUUGGCAGACCUGGCAGCCUUGCUAAAUUUUAAAAGCACUUUUUAAAGAACUUCUGCAAAAUAAUAGUAUCAGCUUCUGACUUUUUCCAGUAUGUAGAAUUUGGCUCAGAAGUAAAAAUAGUAUUGUUUAGUGUGUAUUAGUUUUAUUAAUCUUUAAUUUUUUUGUUCUGAAAGUGAUAUUUAUCUAUUGUAUGUAUAAAAAUUAAUUUAAAUAUUUUUUCAAAUCAAAAUGUAAUGUCCU